GGUGUUUGGAAAGUCUUCGCUAUGACUAGGAAAAUACAAUACACAGCAACUUAUUCCCAUGUUGCUUUUGGCAAGCACGUCAUGAUAUUAAUUCUUGAUCUUUGAGAUUUCAAUAGAGGCAAACUUCUGCAGAAAGUGAAAACUUAAAUAUGAACCAUGCCUCAAUUUGUCCAUUUUGCUAGUUCUGUUGUACUCCUAUGUGUCUACAAAAAUGAAGCCUACCUCAAGAAAUUAUUAUCCUCUUGUUUUCUUUGGGUCAUUAUUCUGUCUCUUUAUGGCCAGAUUUGGUGCUGAAAGUGACAUCUAUUGCUUGCAAACUAUCAAGAACAUGGACACUUCUGAUCUCUUAUCUAGCUGGGAUUUCGAGAGCAACACCGAGCGUGGCAUAUGCAGAUUCAGCGGUGUUGAAUGCAGCAGCAACUAUGUGGAAGAUAGAGUAAUCGGUAUAUGGCUAUCUAACAUGGGGCUGAAGGGUCAGUUUCCUCGUUGCAUCGAAGAUUUCAUAUGGUUGCAGACUCUGAUCCUCUCACACAACGACCUUUCUGGAUAUAUCCCAAACGAUAUAUCAGCCAAGCUGCCAUAUCUGACCACACUUGAUCUCUCAAAUAACUAUUUCUCUGGUGAAAUUCCAAAGGGUAUUGCCAAUUUGUCAGGCUUAAUUACCCUUCUACUUGAUGGCAACCGGUUAACAGGCCAAAUCCCACAAGAUCUUGGGUUGCUUCCCAGGCUGAGAGAUUUCAGUGUUGCAAAUAACUUGUUGGAAGGGUCAGUGCCUGUUUUUGUGAACAAUCUUAAUGUGAGUUUGAGCUAUGCAAAUAAUAGUGGACUCUGUGGGGGAAUACUAGGAAACUGUGAUGAGAGCUUGUUUGGUAGAUCGUUCUGGUAUAGUUUUAUUGUUGCUUUUGCUUGCUCAGCUACUUCUGUUCUAGUUUCUUUCAUGUACUAUUAUGCACCUUGGACAGAAUUCAAAAAGAGGAGGAGUAACGCUAUUCAUCCCCUAGUCAAGAAGCAGAACACUGAACAAGAAGCUGAAUUGCUACCACUGGCCUUUCAUGAGCAAGGAAGCAAAGAGCUAUCAAUAUUGUUGGAGAGAUUUAUUUCUAGAAUGAGCUUCAAGGAAUUAUGCAAGGCAACCGAUUACUUUUGCAUUGAUAACGUGUUGGGGAUAGGAAAGACAGGGAUUAUGUACAAGGCAAAGGUAUCAAAUAGUUGUAUUCUGGCAGUUAAGAGACUGUAUGAUGCUGAUAAGUACAAGUGGAAAUUCUUACUUGAAAUAAUGAUUCCGAGAAGACACAGGCACAGAAACAUAGUUCUACCGCAUGGAUUCUGCAUAGAGAAACAUGAAAGGGUUUUGGUGUAUGAGUACAUCUCUAAUGGAAGACUCAGUGAUUGGUUACAAUCUGACGAGGGACAUCAACCAACAAAAUUAGAAUGGCCCGAGAGGAUUCACAUUGCACUUGGGAUUGCAAGAGGUUUAUCUUGGCUCCACAAAAGAUGCAACAUAGUCCACCUCAAUUUAGAUUCGGAGUGUGUCUUGCUGGACAAGUACUUUGAGCCAAAAAUUUCGAAUUUUGGCAAGGCGAAAUUCCUAAACCAGACUGUUGAAGAUCAUGUGAGGAUGAAAUUCUUUUUGGUUGAUAGACUUGGAGUGAAGGGUUAUGCUGAGAAGGAUGUCUAUGAUUUUGGAAUAGGAAAACGUUUCUUCAACAACAGAUUUUUGACAACAAUUUGACAACAACACG
This is a messenger RNA of Vigna angularis (adzuki bean), 1742 nucleotides long. RefSeq names its product probably inactive leucine-rich repeat receptor-like protein kinase At5g48380. NCBI's taxonomy places the organism in Eukaryota, Viridiplantae, Streptophyta, Magnoliopsida, Fabales, Fabaceae. The record is from RefSeq and is a predicted model, not a curated record. Bases 212 to 1732 code for a protein of 506 amino acids. The transcript has 2 exons. Gene Ontology annotation, molecular function: protein kinase activity; ATP binding; protein binding. Gene Ontology annotation, biological process: protein phosphorylation.